This is a messenger RNA of Nerophis lumbriciformis (worm pipefish), 2124 nucleotides long. NCBI's taxonomy places the organism in Eukaryota, Metazoa, Chordata, Actinopteri, Syngnathiformes, Syngnathidae. The record is from RefSeq and is a predicted model, not a curated record.
CCAAAACAACGGGACCUUGACACAUGAGGGGAACACAUAAAUGGCCAAGUAGACCAAGUCUAUGCAUGAUUCGCAUGAUUCUCCAUUCAUCCAACUUCUCCGGAGGACGUUGUCUGUUUGCAUUGGCAAUUCAAUCCAACCUUGUACCAGUUGAUUAUGGGUAAAUAAAACUUUUGUAAUAAAUUCACUUUUGUUGCUGUUUAAGAUUCGGACCUUCCACUACAUAAAAUUGGCGUCACGAACAGGAUGGUCUAGAACGCUGCAAGUUGAUAUCAGGACUUCCGAUAUCUCAAGGCAGACAAAGAUUUGCACGCGCGCAUCUAAAGACAUCCAUCAGCUGAUUGGACACCAAGAAGAAUGUCUCCCUCAUCUGCAGGGGGACAGUUUCACUUUAGAGGAUCCACAGCCCUCACACAUGAAAGAGGAAGAGGAGGGAGAGUGUGUUGUAGGGCAGGAGGAGGAUGAUGUCAGCAAGUUUCCACUGACUGUUGUCUCUGUGAAGACUGAAGAGCAUGAAGACAAAGCACCUGAGUCCUCACAGCUUCAUCACAGUCCAAACGUUCAACAGCCCUUUCACAUUAAAGAGGAAGAGGAUGAUCCACAGCCCACCUACAUUAAAAAGGAAGAGGAGCAUCCACAGCCCACCCACAUUAAAGAGGAAGAGGAGGAUCCACACAUGAAAGAGGAAGAGGAGGGAGAGUGUGUUGUAGGGCAGGAGGAGGAUGAUGUCAGCAAGUUUCCACUGACUGUUGUCUCUGUGAAGACUGAAGAGCAUGAAGACAAAGCACCUGAGUCCUCACAGCUUCAUCACAGUCCAAACGUCCAGCGGGUGUCAGCGGGGAGUCAUGAAGAGGAGUGGCACACCAGUGUGGGACAGAAGGAGCUACAGGCCCCCUCCCACAUUAAAGAGGAGCAGCUUCAUGAUGAAGAUGAAGCUCAGUCCUUACAGCUUCAUCACAGUCAAAGUGAGGAGAACAGAGGGGCGGAGCUUGUAAGUCAACACAUCACAGAAGCUGAUGGAGAGCAUUGUGAAGAUAUCAAGUCAGAACCAGACAGCAUCUUUGCUCCACUGUCAGACAUGGACCACAUGAAGUCACACUCUUCUGAUCACAGUGACCACAUCCAAAAACAUUUGGAGAGUAAAAAUGACUCUAAAGGUGAUACGAGACAUCACACUAACAACAAACACUUUGACUGCUCUGAAUGUGGGAAGUCAUUUAGACUAAAAAUUGAUUUUACAAGACACAUGAGAACACAUAUUGGAGAGAAACCUUUUACUUGCUCUGUUUGUAAGAAGAGUUUCUCCACAAAACCUAACAUGACCACACACAUGAGAAUACACACUGGAGAGAAACCUUUUACUUGCUCUGUUUGUAAGAAGAAUUUCUUGCAAAAGGUACACAUGACCACACACAUGAGAACACACACUGGAGAGAAACAUUUUACUUGCUCUGUUUGUCAGAAGAGUUUCUCCAGUAAGCGAAAUAUGACCACACACAUGAGAACACACACUGGAGAGAAACCUUUUGCUUGCUCAGCUUGUGCUAAAAGAUUCUACUCUAAGAAUGAGGUGAUAUUACACAUGAGAAUACAUACUGGAGAGAAACCUUUUACUUGCUCUGUUUGUAAGAAGAGUUUCUCCAUAAAGCGUAACAUGACCACACACAUGAGAACACACACUAGAGAGAAACCCUUUACUUGCUCUGUUUGUAGGAAGAGUUUCUCCAACAAGCAUCACAUGACCAGACACAUGAGAACACACACUGGAGAGAAACCGUUUAAUUGCUUUGCGUGUGUUAAAAGGUUCAGGUUUAUGUAUCAGGCCAGUAAACACAAGUGUGUAACAGUCAUGGAAGCUGCAGGGAUGUAAAAACACUUAAACAGUGAUUGUGCUAAAUGUAGUUUAAAAACACAGCAUGUUUAAUAAGAAUGUAUAUUUGAUGUUGUAUGUAGUGCUUCUCAUCUUCUAGUCUUAUAUGUUGUCCUGUACUUACUUUUUAAGUUGUGUGCAUGUAUUGAAUAUUAUAUAUGUAGCUACUAUUUUAUUUUAUUUUCUCAUUGUUUAAAGAGAUGGCAUCUUAUUUAAAUUUGUUUUUUUUUGUGUCUUAUAAAAUCACACAUUUU